GACUCCCCUCUCUCUGCCUCCCUCUGUUGGGAAGCUUUUUGUUAAUUAUUGAGAGAGUCGAUCGGGCAUCGCCGGUCCGGUCACUUAUCGCCGUUGAGUGAGUCUCUUGAGAUCACUGCCUGCUUUUAAAAUCUUUCAGAUCUGUGAAGUGGCUUUGUGUUUGAGCUGUUGAAGUGUCACAGUUGAGGGAGGGAGGAUAGUGGUGGUUGAUUCAGAUCUGUGUUUUUAUGCAGGUACGGUGAAGGGUGUGGCUGUGGUGGUUUGGGGGGGAAGAAAAUAGCUGAAUAGAAUAGAAGUUUUUAUGAUGAUGCCCAGAUAGAUGAGCAAGACUGAUGUUAUUUGCAGUGGAAGGAGGAGGGUUUUUCUCUUCUUCAGCUUCUGGGUAUAGCAAGGGCCUGACCCUUCUUUUCUUGGGCCAUAAUAAUAAGAACGAAGAAAAACAGAUGAGAGUUUCGCCAUGGAGUAAUCAAUACCAGUUGGUGGAGCAAGAAGCAUCCAACAACCCUGACCUCCAGCUGGCUUCUAGGAAAAACCGACUCGUCCGCGGUUGCGCCUCCUUUGUCUGCUUUGGUCGCGCUGCCGCUGGACUUGAGAGCAGCAGCCCAUCUCCUUCUUUAAAAGUAGGUCCUACCCAACAGCACCAGGAGAACCUUCCGGGACCGGGCCUGGGCCCUGGUGGUGUUACUACUAUCAAAGGCAAGGAUCAUCAUAUUCGCACAACUAAUCCUAUUGAUGGUGACCACCAUAUCAGGAGAGAGCAGCUUGCUCUUAGGAGUAGCUUGAAAGAUUUUAAAAAUAGUACCGAUUCUGUUUCUAGUGUUGCUGGUAAUGGAUCUGAGGCAUUAUAUGAGAAUGAUAAUCAUGUUGAAAGAAGGAAAGUGCAGUGGAUGGAUGCGUCCGGGGGAGAUCUUGCUGAGAUCCGGGAGUUUGAGCCAAGGUACCCUUAAAAUCAUGUUCUGAUCACAUUGAGCGGCUCGGAUCAUCGAAAUUUGAUCGGAAAACGGGAGAAAUGAGGAGGUCCGCAUUUUAACUAAAAUGAGGACCCCCUCACGGGAGACGGACUCUGUGUGUGUGUGUGUAUAUAGACACAAUCAAAACAAUAAGAAAAACCAGAGUGUUCCGUGAACUCCCUGCCCUAAUUCCUUUCCUUGACUUAACUCAAAACUCAAAGCUAUAUGAACUUUAUAUAAGUAUUUUCAUGUAUGUGGAGGUGAUAGUAGUAUCUGGACAGGCCUGAUUUUAAAAAUAUGAGAAAAUGACAGGCACUAAGAUGAUGCGAGGGAUCCUUAAGUGUAGAGGGUCUAGAGACAAAGCGGCAGUGAGGGAGCGGUCUAUUGUCUUAUGAAUGAGCCCUGUUAUUCAUUUCAUUUUGGUUGAAACUCAAUUUAACAAUGGCCCUGGUCGUGAGUGCCCAAAGGACUUUGGGUCAACAAAGCUUAAAAUGUUGGUUAAUUCUAUAUCGAAUGCACUUUAUUCAGAAUGUAGAAUUAUCCUUCACAAUGAAAGUCAGUUUCUCUAACAAGUUUUCUUAUGAUAUUUCAGCACCAUGUAUAGUGUAGAGUUUUUUCAUUUGUUUCAUAUGCAGAAACUGUUAUAUCGGUUGUAUUAAUGGUGACUGGUUUGUUAUGGCAGUGAUGCGGGUGGGUCAGAUGAUGAAUUUGACAAUGGGAAUGAAAGGAGCUGUUCUUGCAAAAUAAUGUAGCUCUGAGUUUUACUUGAACAGUGUCUGGGGCUCCGAAGUUUUAUAAUGCCAUGAAUGAGGUAAUGAUUCAGUUACCACUAACUGAGCUUACUUAUUUCUCCUAUGUUCUUCUGCUAAAGACUUGGGCAAAUGAAAAGUGGGAUUUUGAGAGUAGUGACGUAUGAUCAUUCCUAGGAUUUUUAAUCUGGUCUAGCUUUGUCAGAGUGAUGAGUUGUGUCUAUAUUCUGUUGGUAGGUAUUUUGAUUUUGUCGAAUUGGGCUUUACUUCGUUUUCUUCUCCUAUGUUCUUUUGCAUUCAUGCUAUUACAAUAUUGCUGCAAUCCCAUUGCUGCUUAUUUUUUCA
Rhododendron vialii is the source of this 2044-nucleotide messenger RNA. RefSeq lists its product as uncharacterized. The record is from RefSeq and is a predicted model, not a curated record. The coding region runs from base 333 to 947 and encodes 204 amino acids. Lineage: Eukaryota; Viridiplantae; Streptophyta; Magnoliopsida; Ericales; Ericaceae. The transcript has 2 exons.